UCUGCAAGCAAGUUGUGCAUUCUGUACUCGGCUGAACGAAGAGGGCGCAGAGCCGGGUGAGGAAAGCGCACUGGCUACACUUCUACCCCGUCAAAGCAGAGCGAAGGGGAGAGAGAACGGUAUUUGAUUGGCGGAGGAGGUAAGAGCCAAAAACUCCGGCCAGGAAACGGCUCGGGUUUCAGGGGGAGUGACACUCCGAGGAGCCCUGGGAGGGGGCUAUAGGGAGCGAGUUUGUGGGGACGUAAGGAGAGAAAAAACCUUUGUAAACCUGACAAAGCGUCUGAGAUCACAGCAAGUAUCCUCGGAGGAGGAGAAGACGUGCAGCCGACGGAGAUUCCCAACUUUAAUGGAUUCUGUUUUUUCGGAGGACGUCGAAAUCUCUUGCUCGCUUUAGGCUACGCACCAGUCUACCCCAAAACUGUGCAUUCCUUCUCAUUUAGGAUGAAGUUUGCAGUACAUGGGAAGAUUAACAUGUUUCUGCGUUUUUGUUUAUAAGAAAGUACUGAAAAGUUGAAGGGAGAAGUUUGGCGGACGUAUCUCUUCUACGGAACUGCGUUUAUUUUUUCGGAAUAUACAAUCACAGGAUCCCACAAGAAUUGUAGACAUGCACGGAUUUUGGAAUUUCAGCGCAAAUUGUCCCUGAUCUGAAGGGUGGUUCGGCGGAUUUUGGGAUAGUGAAACAAUCGCUGCCUGGCAUUUUUGUUGCAGCAGAGAGAAGUCGCCCCAUCGGGAGUACACAUUCCUCUCUCUGUUCGGCUCAUGCACCCGCCUGCCGUUCCGUGCAUGUGGAUCGAAACUCAACACUUCAGUCCAUCGAGGUCAGGUGACCGGGGGACAUUCCUGUGAGUGACAGGCCGGACAGCCUGCAGUUCAUGGUUGGGUGGAGCUCCUCAGAUGGGGUCAGAGUCCAGGGGGAGGCGGAGGAGGGUGGGAUGGGGAAACACGCCCUCCAGUAAGGGAAUGUCCAUGUGGGCGUGGUUGCUGGGCGUGGUCCUGCUGUCCCUGCUAAGUGUUGCCACGGCGAGGCCGCCCGUCACUGCCACCGAGGAAGAGGAGACGACGCUUGAACCGGAAGAGCCUCCGACAAAAUACCAAAUCUCUAAGCCGACAGUGUGCUCCGUGCACCCCGGUGAACUGGUGAAGCUCAGCUGCCCGCUCCCCGAGGCGGGCACCGUCACCUGGACGAAAGACGGCUCCUCUCUGGGGCCCAGCAACCGCACCCUGAUAGGCCAGGAGUGGCUGCAGAUCCGCGACGCCACGCCCAAGGACUCGGGCCUGUACGCGUGCACCGCGGUCGGCCCCCUGGGCAGCGAAACGCUUUGCUUCAUUGUAAACGUCACAGACGCCAUCUCGUCCGGCGAUGAUGAAGAUGACACCGAGCGGUCCGAGGACGUGCCCGCCGACGGCGAACAGAUGCGGGCACCGUUCUGGACGAUGCCGGAGAAGAUGGAGAAGAGGCUGCACGCCGUGCCCGCCGCCAACACUGUGAAGUUUCGGUGUGCGGCAGGGGGGACCCCCCGGCCCAAAAUGCGCUGGCUGAAGAACAGCAGACCCUUCCGACAGGAGGAGCGCAUGGGGGGCUACAAGGUACGACACCAACACUGGACCCUUAUCAUGGAGAGUGUGGUGCCAUCGGAUAAGGGAAACUACACUUGCCUGGUGGAGAACCAGUAUGGAUCCAUCAACCACACCUACACUCUGGAUGUAGUGGAGCGGUCACCCCACCGGCCCAUUCUGCAGGCGGGGCUGCCGGCGAACACCACGGUCCGCGUGGGCGAGGACGCGCGUUUCGUCUGCAAGGUCUACAGCGACGCCCAGCCCCACAUCCAGUGGCUCCAGCACAUCGAGAAAAACGGUAGCCGCUAUGGGCCAGACGGACUCCCCUACGUGCGCGUUCUGAAGACCGCAGGUGUUAACACCACUGAUAAGGAGAUUGAAGUUCUCUACUUGCCCAAUGUUACUUUCGAGGAUGCUGGGGAAUACACCUGCUUGGCGGGUAAUUCUAUUGGGAUCUCCUAUCACACUGCUUGGUUAACGGUGAUUCCAGAUGGCCCCACAGACGGGCCCACCUUGUUGCCUCCGGACUACGUGGAGAUCGCCAUCUACUGCAUCGGAGUGUUCCUGAUCGCCUGCAUGGUGGUGAUCGUGGUCGUGUGCCGCAUGAGGACCACGGCCAAGAAGCCUGACUUCAGCAGCCAGCCGGCCGUGCACAAACUCAGCAAGCAGAUCCCUCUGCGCCGCCAGGUAACAGUGUCCUCGGACUCCAGCUCGUCCAUGAACUCCAGCACGCCGCUGGUGCGCAUCACCACCCGGCGCUCCAGCACGCAGGAGGAGGCCAUCCCCGAGUACGACCUCCCGCAGGACCCCCGCUGGGAGUACUCCCGCGACAGGCUCACUCUGGGGAAGCCGCUCGGCGAGGGCUGUUUCGGCCAGGUCGUCAUGGCGGAGGCCGUCGGCAUCGACAAGGAAAAGCCCAAGGAGGCGGUGACCGUGGCCGUGAAGAUGCUGAAAGACGACGCCACAGAAAAGGACCUUUCUGACCUGGUGUCCGAGAUGGAGAUGAUGAAGAUCAUCGGGAAGCACAAGAACAUCAUUAAUCUGCUGGGAGCGUGCACACAGGACGGUCCCCUGUACGUCAUCGUGGAGUACGCGUCCAAGGGGAACCUGCGGGAGUACCUGCGCGCCCGCCGCCCGCCCGGGAUGGAGUACUCGUACGACAUCGCGCGCGUGUCCGACGAGCAGCUCACCUUCAAGGAUCUGGUGUCCUGCACCUACCAGGUGGCCCGCGGGAUGGAGUACCUGGCCUCGCAGAAGUGCAUUCACAGGGACCUGGCCGCCCGGAACGUCCUGGUCACGGAGAGCAACGUCAUGAAGAUCGCAGACUUCGGCCUGGCCAGAGACGUCCACAACAUCGACUAUUACAAAAAGACAACAAAUGGUCGCCUACCAGUCAAGUGGAUGGCUCCAGAGGCCCUGUUCGACCGAGUGUACACACACCAGAGCGACGUCUGGUCUUUUGGGGUGCUCAUGUGGGAAAUUUUCACACUGGGAGGCUCCCCGUACCCUGGGAUCCCAGUGGAGGAACUCUUCAAGCUGCUGAAGGAGGGUCAUCGAAUGGACAAGCCAGGCAACUGUACAAAUGAACUGUACAUGAUGAUGAAGGACUGCUGGCACGCCAUCUCAUCCCACAGACCCACCUUCAAACAGCUGGUAGAAGACUUGGAUCGCAUCCUCACCCUGGCAACCAAUGAGGAGUACCUGGAUCUAUGUGCCCCAGCAGAGCAGUAUUCUCCUAGUUUUCCUGACACUCGGAGUUCGUGUUCCUCUGGCGACGAUUCCGUGUUUUCCCACGAUCCCUUGCCCGACGAACCCUGUCUCCCCAAGUACCAGCACAUCAAUGGAGGGGUGAAAACAUGAGGGGCGGGAACGCAGACUUACCCCUCCCUGCCUCCCACCCCACCCUUCACCCUCUCUGGCACCCAGAAGACUUCAGGAUCCAGCGGGUGGGGGGGGUGGGGGUGGGCUGGCAGCUGUGCUGCUGUCGAAAGUGAACUGAGGUGUGUGGGGAACACACACACACAUACAUACACACACCUACACGCAUACACACGUACACACGCACACACACACACAAACACACACGUAUGCACAAGCGUGUGAAUCAAGCUCUUAACAAGAGGACUGUCCUCUCUGGGUUUCCCUUCACUGACCGACUGAAUGGCCAUUCCAGGACUUCACUCUUAGCAGUUUUUUUAUUGUUAUUAUUUUGUCUUAUGGUUUUUUCCAAGGUUCUUGAAUUUUUCCUGAAAUUUUCGUCAUUCCGCUGACUGGCAUUCCAAGACUUUUUUUCCCAAGGGAAGAGCGAAAUGAGGGAUGCAAGAAUGAAAAUAAGAAACGAACUGAAAGACAAAAAAAAACAAAAAUAACAAAAAAAAAAAGGAAACAGGAGAGCAGAACACAGACACUGUCUCAUUUAUUUUGUAAUAUUGUUUCUUUUCUUCUUCCGAUACGCCCACACAAUUAUUAUUUUGGAGCAGAAUAACACACGGUAUAUAGUGCUGGGUAUAUUUGUAAAUAUAUUCAAAUAUGUAUAAAUAUAUAUUAUAUAUUUACAGUGAAUUAUUUUUUGUAUGGAUUCCCAUAAUAAUCCCCCCCUCCCUCAUUCUUGGAGGUGGAAGAGUGAGAUUCUGCCCUGGUAUGGACCCUGUCCUGAGUCUCACACGCACCUGUCCGUCACUCAAUCACAACAGUGGAGUAUUGGCCUUCAGGGAAAAGAGGUAGCAUGUUAAUUUAUUGACUUAUGUUUUUAAAAAUGAAUAAAAAUGUAAAAAAAAAGAAAAUGAACGAAACACAAUAAUAAAAUAAAUAAUAAUAUUAAUAAUAAUGAUAAAUAAUCCAUUCUGUUUAUUGUAAUUUAAAAUGAUCUUUCAGUGGAGGUAACAGAGAAAUAUUGUAGUGGGUACUUGAAAGAUCCUUGCUUUGUGUGUGUGUGUAUAUAUAUAUAUAUAUAUAUAUACACACACCCACACAUAAAUAAUUCAUAUGUUAAGUUUAAAUUCUGUACAGUCUGUACAUUUUAGAGUCCACAAUUCCCAUCCAUUCAUAGAUUUUUUUUUUCAUCUACUUUGUCCACUCAUAAGUUGUAUUUGAAAUGAGAAAAUACCGCAUAUUAAUAUAUGAUGGACAGAUACCCACUACUGUUCAGUUACUUCAUCUAGACUAAAUAUAGAUUCCACAGUGUUCUCAUAAGAAAAAAUGAUUGAAAGUGAAAAUGAACAAAAGUAUUAAAAAUCAUUCAUGUUUUCUACAGGACCAAUUAAAAUGUUUUCUGCAGGUGUUCAUUUUUUUGACACUUUUGCAAAAUUAAAGAUGAAAAUCUUA
Messenger RNA from Anguilla anguilla (European eel), 4881 nucleotides. It is a transcript of the gene fgfr2, whose product is annotated as fibroblast growth factor receptor 2. Gene Ontology annotation, cellular component: signaling receptor complex; membrane. Gene Ontology annotation, biological process: multicellular organism development; positive regulation of cell population proliferation; fibroblast growth factor receptor signaling pathway. Gene Ontology annotation, molecular function: fibroblast growth factor receptor activity; fibroblast growth factor binding; ATP binding. The transcript has 18 exons. The coding region runs from base 895 to 3417 and encodes 840 amino acids. The record is from RefSeq and is a predicted model, not a curated record. NCBI's taxonomy places the organism in Eukaryota, Metazoa, Chordata, Actinopteri, Anguilliformes, Anguillidae.